Molecule: messenger RNA, 3827 nt
Organism: Dermacentor albipictus
Lineage: Eukaryota; Metazoa; Arthropoda; Arachnida; Ixodida; Ixodidae
Product: sodium-coupled monocarboxylate transporter 1-like
Biological process (GO): sodium ion transport; transmembrane transport
Cellular component (GO): membrane
Molecular function (GO): symporter activity
Source: RefSeq, a predicted model, not a curated record
GUUAGAACUACGAAAGAACAGUCAUAUAGCCUGGUAGUGCACCGCAUACGGACGCAACUACCGCACACGCAUACAGCCGAAACACGGCGGCGCAUGAGUUGCCAUCAAAUCGACGCGUACAUUGCCGUGUUUUCGCGGGAUCUCGCUUCUAAAUGUAGCCCUGUAGCAACAUCCGUAUGCAGCGCAUACGACUACGAAUGCAAACAGUGGCCGCACCCACUGGCAAGCGGGCUACUACUGCUGUGCAAGAUAUAACCUGGCCAGUUGACAAGCAAGACCGUGAGGGUUCGCGGUUGAGCCGAAGUGUUCUCCGUCAGACCUCCUGGCUACCGUCAGGCAGUUAGGUCUCCCGGCGUCCUUCCGAGCAAGAACACAAGCGCUGCAUAUCACACGGUGUCGUCAUCCUGAGCCGAUACUCCGCAACAGCACCAGAAGUUGUGGCUGAAGUCUCGUGUUUCGGCGUAACAGUAACAUCGCAGUCAUGGCCGUGCGGUACUUCCACCCGGCCGAUUACUGCGUGCUCGUGGCCGUGCUGGGCCUCUCUUCGUUCAUCGGCGUCUACUUCGCCUGGAAGGACCGCCGCAGCACCAACAACAAGGAGUUCCUCGUGGGAAACAGACAGCUACAGGUGUUUCCGGUGACGAUGUCGAUGAUGGCGAGCUUCCUGUCGGCGAUCGCUAUACUUGGUGUGCCUUCGGAAAGCUUCAUUCAUGGCGCCCAGUACAUGGUCAACUUCAUCGGUGUCAUUGUCGGCAUUGUUUUGGCAGCCCACGUGUUUCUACCCGUCUUCUACGAGAUGGAUAUGAUCAGUGUGAAUCAGUACCUGGAGAGGAGGUUCAACUCUGUGCUCAUUCGGAAGCUUACGUCCGUCAUGACUACUAUCCAAAUGUGUUUCUACAUGGGAGUAGUACUCUACGCUCCGUCACUUGCACUUGGGUCAGUGACAGGCCUUCCUGUGUGGCUCUCCAUUGUGCUGAACGGAGGCGUUUGCGCCUUUUACACGGCAAUUGGUGGCAUCAAAGCCGUCGUUUGGACCGACGUGAUACAGAUGGCGUUGAUGCUUUCUGGGUUCUUCAUCGUCACCAUCCAGGGCUUGAUAAUGACUGGUGGACCUUCUGCAGUUUUUGAAGCUGUCGACAAACGUGGACUACUGGAGUUUUUUGACAUGAGCUUCGACUUUCAGAAGACCUUCACCUUCUGGAACGUGGUCAUCGGCUGCUCUGUCGUCUGGAGCAUGGGAUUCUGCACCAACCAGAGCAUGAUACAGCGCUUCUGCGCUCUCGGCUCCAUUCGCAAGGCACGCACGGCGCUGUACAUCAACAUGCUGGGCGUAGCAGUAGCGAUGACGCUAGCUGUGUUCUGUGGCUUGGUGCUUUUCACGCUCUAUGAACAGUGCGACCCCGUCAAGGCGUCCGUUAUCAACAAGUAUGACGAGUUGAUGCCGUACUUUGUAAUGGACACAUUGGAUUACCUGCCCGGCAUAGCUGGGCUCUUCGUCACAGCUGUCUACAGCGGAUCACUCAGCACGAUGUCGUCUGGCUACAAUGCGUUGGCUGCCACCACAUGGGAGGAUUUCUUAAAACCGAAGCUGAAGCUGUCACCGAGAGGCGCCAUGUGGGCAACGAAGGCAAUCGCCGCCGGUUACGGUCUCCUCACGGUGGUCAUUGCAUUCCUCGCCGGCAGCCUGCCUUCCAUCCUAUCGGCCACUUUUGUCACAACUGGAUCCUUCGGAGGCGCCUCUGGGGCCACAUUCUUCGUCGGUCUGCUAGUUCCAUGGUGCGGAAGCCGGGUUGUUUUGCUGUCCAUGGUCACGGGCAUGGGACUGUCCUUUUGGGUGGCCAUCGGAAGCAUGAUGUAUCCUAAAAAACCUGUGGCUGCCCUCACUACGCUCGAGGAGUGCACGUUCAACUACACUCUUAGGGUGCCCCCUCAUCGGACUUACCACUCCGGGGGCAUAUACGAGUUGUACCAUGUGUCCUACAUGUGGAUUCCCGUCAUCAGCUUCCUCACCACUUUCCUCGUAGCGGUCGUUGUUACGCUACUCUGUGGUCUCAAGAACUCAAAUGAUGUUGACCCAAGCCUAAUAGCACCGUUCGUGAGGAAGCUGUACCUCAGGACGAGUGCCAAAGAGCACAAGGAACAAAAACAUGGUCUUACGAAAGCGGAGAAAAAUGCCACCGAGAAACCGCAGAAACUCCGCGAGAUCUUCAGAAUUUCCAACGGCCACGUGAACCUCGCCAUGACCAGUGACGAUGGCACACAACACACCACCAUUUAGGAAUCCAAGAAGACGUGUUUUACGGCGGAAAAUUAUUUUCGCCGCUUGUGUACCUGAAAUUGCGGGACUUGAAAAUGCGUAGGAACCUUAGAACAGUUCCGCGAGCCCUGAGGGGAGGGGGGAUCGUACAAGCCAGAGAUGUCAUUCAAGGCUGUCGUCUUGUAGACGCCAAACAAAUACACGUGCCAUCGCGAUGGCCUGGGAAGUGUAGAGGUCCAACAGGACUGUUGUCACUCGCUACGAAGGAGAUUCGAUUUCGAUUUCGUCUGAUUCAAUUUCACUACCUCGCGUCGUGUCCGGUAGACAUAGAGACGUCGCGUUUGAAGCCCUACUAUUCGCGUCGCUUUAUUUCUCAGCGUAACGCUUUUCUCUGAGAGACCUACAGGUUUCCGCGUGUCGUGAUUUCUUGUUUUAUAGGUGAUAAUUUUACUUCUCUGUUGCCUUUUAGCAUGCGUCAUCAUCCUCAAUCUAUUUCGUGCGCCAUGUUUAAGAUACGCAGCACACUUUUCGGACGUGAGAGUCGCAUGUUACGGUGCACUUGGUGCGCGCGAAAGAAGAAUGUCGUUACACUAAGCAACAAGCCAGCCAAGAUUGUCCACAGAUAACGUGUUGCCCGGGGUAAAAUUGUAAAAACGCAGGUUUUUUGUUGUACAUGACAACAAUGGUUAGUGCUUCCAUGCGCCAUGACAGUAAUAGUACGGCGUGAUAGCGCCCUCGUGAGUGAUGCUUGAAACCGGUCGGCACUUUAAAGCACCUGCGAUAUGUGACCCGCUAUUCCUUUAACGCGUGAGAAUGUGAGCCUAAACUGCUGGUCUUUAGCAAGUGCAAAAAAAAGUAUUAUGAAGCCUGGUUGAAUGACAUUCAAAUAGAGUUGUGUUCCAAACAGCAAGGGACAUCACAAGGAAGCUCAAGCCUCAUUUAGUUUGUUUUUAUGCCGAGUCUGUUUGUGUAAUGCAUUCGUCACAGGAAGUGGAUGCGCUAUACAACCAACUUUCCCUUGAUAUUCACUUGUUUCACCUGUGAACUUAAAACCUAGCACGAGAAAAACACUUCCAGGAAGUCCCCCUAGCUCCUGCCCUCUGAAAACUUAUCUCCGUAUUUUCUCUUUACUUUUCCCUCUGAUGCAAGCUUUACCUCCGGCCUUCUGUGAAAUGAAGGUCGUUGCCCUUUGUUCUUUUCUCACCACUCUUUAGAUCAAAGUGGAAUUAUCCUACCGUCAGAACAGAAGACGAACGCACUGACACCCGUGAACGCUGAAACAGUUUCCUAUAUACAGUGAAUUAUUCGUACUGGUAUCAGAUCGCUCAAAUUCAUAAGAACACCCUCUUCCAAGAAAAACUCUUAAAACCGUGCCUAUGCGGCUUUCGUGUAUGCUCGCUUUAUUACGCACGUAAUAUUGGCUGAAGCAUUGCGUGCUUAUGAACUACGUUAAGCGAUAUAAGGUCACAAAGCCAAGGUCAGGGGUCAGCGGUUAUGGAUAUGCAUGGAAAACCGGACAUCCGCGACAGUGCGUCGAGCACCAGGACCACACGCAGUUUGCCUUUUAACG